This is a messenger RNA of Penicillium cosmopolitanum, 4416 nucleotides long. RefSeq lists its product as uncharacterized. Gene Ontology annotation, cellular component: nucleus; cytoplasm; chromosome. The record is from RefSeq and is a predicted model, not a curated record. Gene Ontology annotation, molecular function: four-way junction helicase activity; ATP binding; nucleic acid binding. Gene Ontology annotation, biological process: double-strand break repair via homologous recombination; DNA replication. NCBI's taxonomy places the organism in Eukaryota, Fungi, Ascomycota, Eurotiomycetes, Eurotiales, Aspergillaceae. Bases 1 to 4416 code for a protein of 1471 amino acids. The transcript has 5 exons.
AUGACGAAGAAUAACUUGGCCUCUCAUUUGAAAUGGCUGCUGAAGCAAGGCCCCUCUUUGUAUCCAUCGCUAACUGCCGAGUCACCGGUGGUUGACCAACCUACUACCCGCUUUUCGCAACAACCUACACCACCGGAAGAAUUCGAGAAAUUGGACGAGAUCUUGGAGGACGCCGAUGAUGUGUCAGAUGAAACCAUGGCACGAUUAAUGCUGUGUCCUUCUUCUGAAAGCAAACCUCGCAUGCUUAUCCAGGCCGACAAAAAACACGAUGCGACGCCUUCGACCUCAAAAAAGCCGUCUUCGGCACGGAAUAUGGCUGCAGCAAAGUCCCACCUCGAUCCACAGCCAGCAUCCUCUUUCAAAAGUCCUCGGCCAACAGCCACCCCGCUCAAGUCAGAACGCAAGCUCGCGACAUCGCCAUUCGAUGCAAUCGAGUCCAUUGAUUUGACAGGAGAAAUAAAUCGUUUCCUGCCGUCCUCGGAAACAGCUGACUUUGGCGAACCGCGUCGUUUAUGGACCGAGGGAGCUGCAACACAAGAUGCUCCCUCCGAGAAGCGAGGAAAGAAGAGGAAGAGCGAGGAAUACACAUCGGAUCUGCUAUCACCGUCUAAGCACUCCACGAAGAUUCGAACACCUUCCAAGGCAAACAGACCACCUAUCUCUGGCAACACGGUUGCAGAAUUGCCCGCGGCGUCAAGCCGAGCUGCCCUCUCGAGUGGUACGAAACAGCCCAAGCAAGUCAUCGCUGAUUCCGACGAGGACGAAGAUGAUCAAUUCGAUAGUUGGCUUGGUGCCGAAGACGUUGAUGAUAUGAUUUUCGACCCGGAGCCGGCGUUAUACCCAACACUUCCUAAAUUGAGCUCCCAGGAAAGCCAGAAGUCGGAAUACCACAGCACAGCUUCACGACCUUCUCCCAGCAAUGCUCUGCCACCGCCGACGCGGAACCCAGAUCCAUCGCCUACGCCGAAAGCGCCCAGUUCGCAGGAAAGGGAUCCAGAAAUUCUGAAAUUUCUUGCUCUUCCCUCGACAUCACUUGCCCAGGCCAUAUCCAGCUUAAAGGAAACGCUUCAGAAGAAUGCGGAAAUUGUUUACGAGCAGGCCAUGGAAGGUCGGACAGCACCAGACUUGAUUGCCGCGAACAAGAAUCUGGUCACUCAGAUACAGUCCAUUGAGUCUUUGAAGACCAGUCAGGACUCCUACAAAAAAUGCCUUUCCCGAAAAGACGAUCUCAAGAAGAGCCUCAUGCGCGUGAUAUCCCAGGGCAUCGACCCGACAACAAUGCCCGAGCUAGCACAAAGUCGAGCCGUAGAAGCCGACCUGGAGAAAAUCGAGGCCAAUAUCCGCGAACUUCUCCCCAGUUCCAGGGUCUUCGAUAUUGCGCCGGCAUCUAGAUCGAUUGAUAUCGAACCUCCAAUGACGACUUCGCGUACAAAACUGAAUCACCAAUCCCCUCCUGAGGAUCUGUUCGACGAUUCAAUUAUUUCAAUCAACUCCCCGCCUGCUCCACCCCGUUCGAUGUAUCGGAGCGAGCCACCCCCGAGGGAACAGUCUUCAUUUGCAAAUGUUAGAGAGACGAGAGACUACUCGACUGAGAGGCUUCACGAUAAACAAGACAAAUUUGUUGCUCGCAACAUGGGAUCCCCCCCAUUUGCGACCACAAUGGAUUUUGACGACUUUGAUUGGAAUGCCAGCGAUGAUGAGAUACUAGAGGUGGCAGGAAGUUUCGACGAUCGUGCGGCCCCAGAACCCCAGAACCGGAAAGUAUUUGCGGAAACGUCGGGCAACUCAUCUCGCAUGCCGGCCCCAAAGAAGUCACCAGGCCGUAGCACUUUCUGGUCCAAUCACCCUUGGUCUCAAGAAGUGAAAACGGUUCUCAAGGAUCGAUUCCAUCUCCGCGGGUUCCGUCCGAAUCAGCUCGAAGCAAUCGAUGCGACUCUUGGCGGAAAAGACACAUUCAUCUUGAUGCCCACGGGUGGAGGCAAAUCACUAUGCUACCAACUACCUUCUAUUGUAAUGAGUGGAAAGACCCAUGGCGUGACGCUUGUGGUUUCGCCGCUGUUGAGUCUGAUGCAAGAUCAAGUGGACCACCUGCGUAAACUGAACAUCAGUGCCUACCUGAUGAACGGCGAGUCUGACAGAUCCGAGCGAUCAUGGAUUCUUGGUCAAUUGUCAAAUGCCGGGGGAGAGGGAUUGGAGCUGUUGUAUAUCACCCCAGAGAUGAUCAACAAGAACCAGACGCUCGUGCGAGCUCUAGAGAAACUUCACCGUCGGAACAAACUCGCACGGUUGGUAAUUGAUGAGGCACACUGCGUGAGCCAGUGGGGACACGACUUUCGACCAGACUACAAGGAAUUGGGUGAGGUUCGGAACAAGCUUCCUGGCGUCCCAGUUAUGGCUUUGACUGCUACUGCCACAGAGAAUGUGAAAGUGGAUGUGAUUCACAAUCUGAAGAUGACCGGAUGCGAAACCUUUUUGCAAAGCUUCAAUCGUCCGAACCUCACAUAUGAAGUGCUUCCAAAGGGCAAAAACAAUGAAGUCCUCGCCGGUAUCGCAGAAAUAAUCACCAAAUCCUACCGCAAUCAAUGCGGUAUUGUCUACUGUCUGUCGCGCAGUACAUGCGAGAAUGUCGCAAAAGAUCUUCGCGAGAAGCAUCGCCUUAAGGCCAGCCAUUAUCAUGCAGGUAUGAAAUCAGAUGAAAAGGCCAAUGUGCAGAACAAGUGGCAGAUGGGCGAAUGUCAAGUUAUUGUUGCCACGAUUGCAUUUGGCAUGGGAAUUGACAAACCAGAUGUACGAUUUGUUAUCCAUCACAGCAUUCCCAAGAGUCUAGAGGGUUACUACCAGGAAACAGGCCGUGCUGGUAGAGAUGGCAAGCGUUCUGGUUGUUAUCUUUACUACGGCUACAAGGAUGCGGCGACCCUUAAACGGAUGAUCGAUUCCGGCGACGGCAGUUAUGAGCAAAAGGCCCGACAGAAGCAUAUGCUCCGUAAUGUGGUUCAGUUCUGCGAGAACCGCAGCGACUGUAGACGUGUGCAAGUACUUGCUUACUUCAAUGAAUACUUCCGCCGAGAGGACUGUGGCAGCGCUUGCGAUAGUUGCAAGUCUGAUUCGGUGUUUGAGUCGCAUGAUUUCUCACAGCAUGCAGGCUGGAUUAUCAAAAUUGUCCGGCACUUUCAAAUUAACUUGAAAGAAAAGGUCACUGUACUCUACUGCGUGGAUGUUCUUCGUGGAGACUUGAAGAAGGCCAAAUCUGCCUCCCACAAGCAACUUCCCUGGUAUGGCAACGGCUCAGACCUUGACCGAGGGGAAGCGGAGCGGCUAUUCUACCGUUUAUUGGGUGAAGAUGCUCUCGCGGAAGACAAUGUGAUCAACGGGAAGGAUUUCGCUGUCCAAUACAUCAUACUUGGCCGACGUGCCACCGAAUAUGAGACUGGUCAGCGGAAAAUGAUGUUGCAAGUGCGCGCAUCUCCAAAGAGCAAGGCUCGACCUUCAAAGACGACACAAAAAGGGAAGUCUGGCAACCAACCUCAUCCUCAGUCCACCAUGGUCUCGUCUCCUGUCCAAUCGGCCAAUGAUCGCCGCCAAGCGCGUACCCAGAAACGAAGCAUUCCCGUGAAUGACUCUGAGGAUGAUAGCGAUGGAUUUGAACCAGUUCGAGUAGCUGGUGGGGCUGGGAACCAUACUUCCCGUGAAAUGGGACCCCCGAUUACGAGCGAUCAAAGAUUGGAUCGACUUGACCAUCUGCAUCGAGCGGUAGUGGAGGAUUUCGAGGUCACGGCAAAGAGAUAUCUUCAGGAGAUUGUUGUUGAGAAAGGCCUUCGUUCUCAACCAUUCUCAGACCAGCAAUUGCGCGAGAUGGCCAUCUCAUUCCCGAGAGACAUCCAGCAACUCUCUGCCAUACCAGGUAUUGACCGUGACAAGGUGGCUCGAUAUGGCCGUCAGAUUUUGAAGCUGGUCGACAAUGCCAGGCGACGGUACCAGGAAUUGACACAGGAUGCGGAAACCAGCGGAAUUGUCCCAGACCCAAAUCACCAUAAUGUCAUCAACCUCAGCAGUAGUGACGAGUAUAGCGAUGACGAUUUAUUCGCGGAUCAGGCAUCUAACUUCGAUCUUGAUUAUCCCGUUCAAGACAACACCCGAGAUGUCACAAGUCGCUAUUUCCCCCCUCCGCCUUCGCCCAGCUUCGACCCUGGUGACGACGUUGGGGCAGGCCCCUCCAACUCCAAGGGCAAACGUUCCAAUUACAAGCGAGCUCCCCGGCGCAAAAACGGUGGCUCCGCGGGCAAUUUCAAGGCUAAAGGUGCUAGGUCCAAGGCCAAAUCUGGUGGUGACCGACCAGCCAGCCGGUCAGCAUCUGCGCCUCGCAAGACCAGCAAAGCGAAAACCUCCAAAUCCACAAUUGGAAUGAUGCCCAUUUAA